AUGGGAUAUCUUGGCUUGGUUGGGGCCCAGGAAAGCAGCUUCCGGACGUUGGCCGAGGAGGGUUUGCCGUGUGCUCAGCUCAUCUCCAGAGCGGCUGUCACCUCGGCAGCGCACAUAUUCGUGUUUCCGAUCGACCACUCGCCGCUGAGUGCUGUUGCGCAGGAGCAGCACCUGAUGCUCGACCUCCUUCACGUAUGCAUGGGAUACCAGGGAAACAGCAUACGAUUUGUGCAAGCAGAUGACACAGUGAAAUGGGUGCUAAAUGCUCGGUGCAGUGAGGGCCUGCGUAAUACGCUGGACAACGACGGAUGCCUGCCGCUGGCUACCGAGCUCAUCCUUCUUCAAAUAUGUGCCGGUAUAUCGCGUGGUCGCGUAGCUCUUGCUGUUGCCGGUGUUGCUGGAGGUUUUUUUCACACAGACAUUGUGCCGAAGCUAAUAAAUUUGGAGCGCGACUGCGUGUCGGGCAAGCAGACACAUUCGCUAACAGAAUUUGCCCUCACCAUGCGGCCAUAUGUGCUCGUCACGAAACACAUAAACAGCGUUCUGUCGGCGAUUAUUAAGAGAGACCUCGUUGGGGGCGAAAUAUUGACUUUACUCUUCUGCGAAAUGCAAAAAUGCUCCUCGAUGACAACACGCAAAGUGCUUGCUCAGCUUCAUGAUGCUGCGUGGUUACGGUAUAUCGAUUAUUUAAUUUCUUGGAUUUGUUGCGGAGAAGUCCACGAUUUUUGUCACGAAUUUAUGAUCUGGGACCUGAAACGUACUGGUUUAUUUUCGCGUUCUUGUUUACUGGGUGAAACUGAUGAAGCACACGAAGACGACAUUUUGAGCAGCUUCGAUAAACGAUACUGCGCUGUGAAAGCUCUUUGCCCAUCACAGCUGCUGCCUGUCUAUGACGAUAUCCUGAAAUGUGGCGUGUAUUUGAAAGUCGUUCGAAAAAUUCAAGGUAAAAAUGCGGCACACGAUGACGCAGUGCUUGCAGAACAGCAGAAAAGCAUGUGGAAGGAUAUAGAAGUUUCUGAUGUAGUGCAUCAAGUUAAACAGAUUUGUUUAUCAGCAAGCCAAGAACUGAUCAAACUCUUGCGUGAAAAAUUUGCAUUGCAUUUAUAUUUCGAGUUAUUUCACCAUUUUUUCUUCUAUUUUUCUCACUGGCACAUCCCUCUACUGGAUGUAUCCUGGGACCUUUUGUUUGGUCCACUUCAAGAUAGAUCUCUGGGGGAUCUGCAGAUUUUUUUCGAAGAAUCGUUGGAUUGUUCCACGAUACGAAUCGACAAGCAGCUUUGCAUUUUUCAGCCGGUUUUGGAGAAGCGUACUGUUUUUGCAAUGUUGCAUUUGAUUGAGCAAAAAUUGAGCCGAAGCAAUAAAGAGCACGUUUUCCACACGGCAAGAAGGGGCGUGGAUAUGCUUUCCGUUAAUGUUGCCGUCGAUUUGCCGCUUUCACUGGCUUUUCCCUUGCAGAUCGUGCUGCAGUAUAUCACGCUUUUCAGAAUUUUAUUCCAGCUUCACAGCGUCACUUUAUUAAUUUGCAGGAGGCAAACACAGGGUGGUUACUUGACACGAAAAGAAAGGUGUUUGCUGCAAGAAAUGUUUCACUUUUGGAAUGCUUACAAUGUGCACUGCUCUUUGCUUGUUAUCGCUUCCCAAUGGCCUAUUUUUAUGGCAAAAUUGUCAAAGGCAGAUAGCCUCGAGGACAUUCUAUCACUGCAAAACGCGUUUUUUAAUGGUACAGUAUCGCAGUGCCUCCUGCCCGAUCUGGAUUUCUUGAACCUGCUCUCGACUUUGCUGGAUGUUACUCAUGACUUUGGAACGGGUACAGCUGGCUACGAACAAUCAUACGGAAAGUGGAAAACUUGUUUGGAGGCAAUGGACGCUCUGUUGUUGAUGCAAAACAGUGAUAUCAGUGAGCAUUUGCGUGUGAGGUACGUCAAAUAUAUUUGGGAGGGGAGAUGUAAUGCGCUUUCUUUGGUUGAUCACCACGAAUGGUUGAUGGAUGAACUGUCAGGUGUGACGAAUGCAGCAACGUGCAAGUUGCGGCCAUUCCAGUUCUUCAUAUUCUAUCACCUAAUACUCCAUUAA
Gongylonema pulchrum is the source of this 2073-nucleotide messenger RNA. NCBI's taxonomy places the organism in Eukaryota, Metazoa, Nematoda, Chromadorea, Rhabditida, Gongylonematidae. The record is from the annotation of a GenBank genome assembly.